AUGUCGCUGAAGAGAUUACUGCAUCGAAUGGUGCAGAAACUCGAGAAUGAGCCCACCGCUGACGAUCAGCCGAAGAAUCCACCAUCUCCUAAAAGUCGUCUCGCUGUUUUGAAGAGGAAUAAGAAACCAGCGGCUACGUCGGAUCCGUUUCGGUUUCAAGGAAAUGGUGUCACUUACAAGGGGAAAUUGAUCGGCGAACGUGAUGUGGAGAGCGCUCGAGGAGAUGCAAUGUGUGCAGAUGCUAUGAGAGCAGUAAAAGCAGCUGUAAAAGCUGCAGGUGCACACAAAACUCGCAUCAUUCUUCAGAUAAAUAUCGAUGGAAUCAAAAUUGUCGAUGAAAAGAGUAAUGCUAUCUUACAUAACUUCCCAGUUUCGAGAGUGUCGUUUAUAGCUCGUGAUACUACUGAUGCUAGAGCUUUUGGAAUAGUUUUCGGGCAACCAGACAAUAAAUAUAAAUUCUAUGGAAUCAAAACUGCUCAGACUGCUGACCAAGCUGUUCUUGCUAUUCGAGAUAUGUUCCAGGUGGUAUUCGAAAUGAAGAAAAAACAUAUAGAACAAGUUAAACAACAGCAGGAAGAACGAAAAACUGGCAAGGAGACAGAACCGGCUGCCGGGGUAGCUGUUGCCGAUUUGUUAGACUUGGAAACAGAAGUUCAGCAAAUUCAACAAGGAUUGCAACAACUGGAACAGAUUCCGACAGGAACGGAUGCGUUCGGUUCGACACCGUUCGCUGAUCCUUUCCAGGACAGUUUUGUUGGCAAUAGUCCUUUGGUGAACGGGUCAAGUAUGAAUACAUCGCUUACUAGCUCUACUCAACCUCAGUAUCCGUCGCAGUUUCCACCGCAUUCACAGAAUGCUGGCUGGCUCCGUCAACCUGGGAUGCCGCUACAAGUUCCACCGUCCACUAUGCAGGUUCCCGUAGCUCAAGCGCAUGCUCCUUUUGUUGACGCAUGGGGUGCUCCUCAAAUAACACAUACACAGAGCACACCAGCCUUUGUUCCAAACGGAUUUUCAGAAACUAAUCCAUUUGCAUCUGUUGCUGUCGCUACUCAACACGUGUCACCGCAGACUCGUGAUCCAUUUGACACACGAAAUGUUUUACAUGUUCCGCAAACCAUACCGACUGGAUAUGCAGCAGAUUGGGGGAUGAAAGAAAACGCUGCGCCACAAAUGCAGCAUGCGAGCUCGUUCACGACAACUAAUUGCUUUGGAGAUAAUAAUUCUCAAAAUCAAAACCAAACUAAAUGGGAGGAGCCGCGUAAAGUGACGUCAUUGGAGGAGGCGUUCACGAAGCUUGUGGAUAUGAAUGCUCUUGUUGCACGACCAGCGAACGAUACGAAGAAGAAUCCGUUCGAACACAUUCUGAAUCCACCUAAGGCAUCUCUGAACGCACUGGGUGCGAUGCCAAUGCAUCCUCCGCCUGCAGUAAUGGCAAAUCACGCGGAUCCCUUUGGCGACGACUUCUUCCGCUAA
Necator americanus (New World hookworm) is the source of this 1473-nucleotide messenger RNA. RefSeq lists its product as uncharacterized. Bases 1 to 1473 code for a protein of 490 amino acids. NCBI's taxonomy places the organism in Eukaryota, Metazoa, Nematoda, Chromadorea, Rhabditida, Ancylostomatidae. The transcript is spliced from 13 exons. The record is from RefSeq and is a predicted model, not a curated record. Gene Ontology annotation, cellular component: cytoplasm.